AUCACCAUCUAAUGAAAUUGCAGUGAAGUGUAUGAUGUUGCAGUGUAUGUGUACAUGACCUGCACGAGAGAGACCAAAAUCUCGCUUGUCCAGGCACUACAAAUUUACCAUACGUUUCAAGAGAGGAAAGAAAACCAUAUUUGAGUUGAGGAGGGUUUAACCCACAAAGCAAAAACCCUAAAUUCAUAAGCCCAGAACCCUAGAUUGUCCCCGAUGACGAAGGUCUACGGCACGGGGAAAUAUGAUUUCCGGCGUCACAGGGUGGCUGAGUACCCGGUGGCAGCGGAGUCGAAAGCGGCUGCUCCAAAGACAACUGGUGGCGGUGGUGGUGUUCCCAGCACCAUCACUCUAUCAGAGAUUCAGCGUGACCGGCUUACGAAGAUUGCAGAGGAGAAUUGGCUGAAAGGCGGUGAUGCGGCGAGGGAGAGGAAAAAUAAGGACUUGGAGCCUGAGCUGGUUCGCAAAAUCUAUGAAACUGAACUGUUGGUUAAAGAAGGUUCGAAACCCGUUCCCUUGCAGCGCGUGAUGAUCCUUGAGGUUAGCCAGUAUCUGGAGAAUUAUCUCUGGCCUCAUUUCGAUCCUCUCGCUGCCACCUUCGAGCAUGUUAUGUCCAUUAUCCUCAUGGUCAACGAGAAGGUCUCAUUUCUCUUCUCUCUUCUCUUCUUAUGUUCAUUUAUUCAUUCCGCUAUAAAUUUCACUCAUGUCAUCGUGUGUGCCUUGCAGUUCCGAGAGAAUGUUGCCGCUUGGACUUGCUUCCAUGAACGGAAAGAUGCUUUCAAAGGCUUUCUUGAGAGAGUUCUUCGCUUAAAGGAGGGACGAGAACUAAGUAUUGCAGAAAAGACGAAUUACCUAGUUUUCAUGAUAAAUGCUUUUCAGAGUUUGGAAGAUGAAGUUGUUAGCAGGACAGUCUUGAGAUUGGCAAGUUUGAAAUCAUGGUACAGUUUGUCUUAUGGUCGUUUUCAGUUGGAGCUUUGUCUUAGUCCGGGUUUGAUCAAGAAAUGGAAAAGGAUGAUAAAAAAGGAACCUGUGAAAGGAGGAUCUCAUUUAGAUCCCUCAAAUACACCUGAAGUAAUGUUUGUGAGAAACCUCAUAGAAGAAUUUCUGGAGAUACUGGAUUCACAGGUAUUUCCCCAGAAACAAUUAUCUGGUGAGGACGAUGAACUUAUUGAUGCUACUGGUUUGGGGCUAGUUAAUGAUGCUUGUGUUUUGUAUUGUGAGAGGUUUAUGGAAUUUCUAAUUGACCUCUUGAGUCAACUGCCAACGAGGAGGUAUUUGAGGCCUCUGGUGGCUGAUGUAGCCGUAGUUGCCAAAUGCCAUUUAAGUGCACUCUAUAGGCAUGAAAAGGGGAAACUUUUUGCCCAGUUGGUUGAUUUAUUACAAUUCUAUGAAGGGUUUGAGAUUAACGAUCAUACUGGCAUCCAGUUAACAGAUCAUGAGGUUCUUGAAUCUCAUUACAGCCGAUUGCAGUCAUUCCAACUACUUGCUUUUAAAAAGAUGGGAAAGCUGCGGGAACUUGCAUUGACUAACAUUGGUUCAAUUCACAAGCGUGCUAAUCUAUCCAAGAAAUUGUCUGUUCUUUCUCCGGAGGAGUUAAGGGACUUGGUUUGCUGUAAGCUCAAACUGGUCUCUAAAGAAGAUCCCUGGUCAGAGAGGGUUGAUUUUCUUAUUGAAGUAAUGGUGUCCUAUUUUGAGAAGCAGCUAUCUCAAAAAGAAGCUAUUAAUGCUCUUCCCCUAUACCCAAAUGAGCAGAUAAUGUGGGAUGAAAGUGUUGUACCUAGCAUAAAUUACUCUGGGGAAGGUUGUUUAGCAUUGCCAAAGCUGAACUUACAGUUCUUAACACUUCAUGAUUAUCUUCUUCGGAAUUUUAAUCUCUUUCGACUUGAAUCAACAUAUGAGAUACGUGAGGACAUUCAGGAAGCUGUUCCACAUCUUCUUGCAUAUAUUAAUAAUGAAGGAGAUACUGCUUUUCGUGGUUGGUCAAGAAUGGGUGUGCCAAUCAAAGAAUUCAAAAUCACUGAAGUUAAACAACCCAACAUUGGAGAAGUCAAACCGUCAUCUGUCACUGCAAAAGUUACUUAUAGCAUUUCCAGCUAUAGAGCACAGAUUAGAUCAGAAUGGGAUGCACUCAAAGAACAUGAUGUAUUAUUUUUACUAUCUAUUCGUCCAUCAUUCGAGCCUCUUAGUGCAGAAGAAGAAGAUAAAGCUAGUGUACCACAAAAGCUUGGCCUUCAAUAUGUACGAGGAUGUGAAGUUAUUGAGAUUCAUGAUGAGGAAGGAACCCUCAUGAAUGAUUUUUCUGGAAGGAUUAAACGUGAUGAGUGGAAGCCACCAAAGGGAGAGCUGAGAACAGUAACUGUGGCUUUGGAUACUGCACAAUACCACAUGGAUGUCAAUAACAUUGCUGAGAAAGGGGCAGAAGAUAUUUAUGGUACAUUUAAUAUGUUGAUGAGGAGGAAGCCAAAAGAAAACAAUUUUAAAGCCAUCUUAGAAUCCAUAAGGGAUUUAAUGAAUGAAUACUGUAUUGUUCCCAAGUGGUUGGAAAAUGUUUUUCUUGGUUAUGGGGAUCCUUCGGCAGCGCAGUGGACUAAUAUGCCUGAUUUAUUGGAAACAGUUGAUUUCAAAGAUACUUUUGUUGAUGCUGAUCACUUGACAGAAAGUUUUGCAGAUUAUGAGGUGUCUUUUGUUAAUCCUGAUGGCACAGAAAACUUGAAUCCAAGGGCUCCUUUCAAGAUCAAGCUUCCCCGAACACUCAAAACAAGCAGUGGUGCUCUUACUGGACGUGCAGUGUCUACUGCUGGUGCAACAAAUGGUGUUAAUAUGGCUGAUGGUAAUCAUCAGAAAGAAACACUAAUUAUUGAGACAUAUACUCCUCCAGAUCCUGGCCCUUAUCCUCAAGAUCAGCCUAAACAAAAUUCAGUUAGAUUUACACCCACACAGGUUGAAGCAAUUAUCUCUGGCAUUCAGCCUGGUCUAACUAUGGUUGUGGGGCCACCUGGUACGGGGAAGACUGAUACAGCUGUACAAAUUCUGAAUGUUCUUUAUCAUAAUUGUCCUUCUCAGAGAACCUUAAUAAUUACUCAUUCAAAUCAAGCACUAAAUGACCUGUUUGAGAAGAUAAUGCAGAGAGAUGUACCUGCACGUUAUCUUCUUCGACUUGGUCAAGGAGAACAAGAGCUAGCAACUGAUCUUGAUUUUAGUCGGCAAGGUCGUGUUAAUGCAAUGCUUGUGAGACGGUUAGAAUUGCUGAGUGAAGUGGAGAGGCUGGCAAGAUCUCUUCAAUUGCCAGAGGAUGUGGGUUACACAUGUGAAACUGCAGGAUACUUUUGGUUGCUUCACAUUUAUUCACGCUGGGAACAAUUUCUUGCUGCUUGUGCUGAGAAUAAAGAAAAGCCAACAUUUGUUCGAGAUCGUUUUCCCUUCAAAGAGUUCUUCUCUGAUACACCACAUCCUAUAUUUACAGGAGAGUCUUUUGAGAAAGACAUGCGGGCUGCUAUGGGGUGCUUUCGUCAUCUUAAGACUAUGUUUCAAGAACUUGAAGAGUGCCGGGCAUUUGAAUUACUUAAGUCAACAGCUGAUAGGGCUAACUACUUAAUGACCAAGCAGGCUAAGAUUGUGGCGAUGACUUGCACUCAUGCAGCUCUAAAGAGGAAAGAUUUCCUUCAGUUAGGUUUUAAGUAUGACAACUUGUUAAUGGAAGAAAGCGCACAAAUUUUAGAGAUUGAGACUUUUAUUCCAAUGUUGCUCCAGCGGCAGGAGGAUGGUCAUGCACGGCUUAAACGAUGCAUCCUGAUUGGUGAUCAUCACCAGUUGCCUCCAGUUGUGAAGAAUAUGGCUUUUCAGAAGUACAGCCACAUGGAUCAGAGUUUAUUUACCAGGUUUGUCCGCUUGGGCAUUCCUUACAUUGAGCUAAAUGCUCAGGGAAGAGCCAGGCCUAGUAUAGCUAAACUUUACAAUUGGCGAUACAGAGAUUUGGGAGACCUUCCUUAUGUGAAGGAGGAAGUCAUAUUCAGUAGGGCAAAUGCUGGAUUUGCUUAUGAUUAUCAGUUAGUGGAUGUUCCAGAUUACCUUGGUAAAGGGGAGACAACUCCAUCUCCUUGGUUUUACCAAAAUGAGGGAGAGGCAGAAUAUGUUGUCAGUGUCUAUAUAUACAUGCGUCUGUUAGGGUAUCCUGCAAAUAAGAUAUCAAUUUUGACUACUUACAAUGGUCAGAAACUUCUCAUCCGUGAUGUUAUAAAUAGGAGAUGCGUUCCAUAUGACUUCAUUGGUCCUCCAAGCAAGGUUACUACAGUGGAUAAGUUUCAAGGUCAGCAAAAUGAUUUUAUAUUGCUCUCUCUUGUGCGUACCCGAUUUGUUGGUCAUUUACGUGAUGUAAGAAGAUUGGUGGUUGCCAUGUCACGUGCUCGGCUUGGUUUAUAUGUCUUUUGCCGUCGUUCCCUUUUUGAACAAUGCUACGAGUUGCAACCAACAUUUCAGCUUCUUCUUAAGAGACCUGAUCGUCUUGCCCUUAAUGUUAGUGAGAUUACAUCAUAUACUGAACGAGAUGUUGGAGAUCCUGGACCUAGACAUCAUGUACAUCUUGUCAGUGGCGUUGAGGAGAUGAGGAGUAUCAUAGAUGGGCUGUAUGAGGAAAAGAUGAGACAUCAGUUUCAGCAAAAUGGGCCUUAUUUUAGUCAUUCAGAACCUUCAGAAAAUACAGAAGAGGUGCAAAGUGGGCAGCAGACUAAGGACACUGAUAUGCCUGAACAAGCAGCGGAUCCGCAUGAAAGUAAGGGAGCUACAACUGCUGAUAACCAUGUGGCUGGAGAUAUGGCUCCUGAAAACAGCGUGGAGGAUGUUACCAUGGUUGAUAAUAGUGCUGGUGUUGCAAAUGGGAGCCCAACAUUGUAGAAGCCCUUCAAAUAAGACAGAUGUAGGUGCUGCUAAGUAAGCAUUAAUUGCAUAUUUAUUUAUUUAUUUUUCCUGAGUUACAUAUCCAUAGGUCGUGCAAUUUCUUUGUCCUGAUAAAUCAAUGCCAAAUAGACAAGAUGUAGCAGUAACAAAUACGGUUUUGGAUGUUCUGAUGUGGAAGGUCAGGUGGAGGAAUUCAUGUGUUCUAUUAACCAGUUGUUGUUUGGAUGGCUUAUUGUUCAGGUGCAAGUUUGUCGUCCAAAUUUUUGAUAGACUACGAUGAAUCUACUGUAGAUUAAAUGCUACAUGAUUACGAAUUCAAUGUUCAGAAUCUGUAUCUUUGUCCCGCUGGAAAGAAGGGCAUGCUGAUCUCAUAUUUUUCCAUACAUUAAUAACCGACAUCAUUGGAGUAGGAUAAGACGGUGUCUAGGUAAUGUCCUUUUCAUACAGAGAAAAAAACUUUACUAGGAGGAUUUAAAUGUGAAAGACUACCCCCAAAUGUUGCUGUUGUGGGGGGUGGUAGGUCUCGAAGAAAAGCAUUAGUUGCAUUUGCUGAUUAAGGGUGUCAGGUGUCACUAACUCCCAACACCCGUGGGCAUGGUGAAGUGCGGAUAAUAGUGGUAAGAGAAUGGAAAUAUGAUAAAUACUAUGCCAACAAGUCAAUCGAGCACUGUAGAAAGGGCUGGUUCUGUACAGCAAGGAAUGUGGAGGAGCCAAAUUUACACAACUGAGACUUUCCACGAAAGCUUGCGUUCCCUAAAUACAUUUAUCAAGCUGAAGCCGCCAACGGUUUUUCUGUGAUUUUAUUGCAAAUUACCCAAUCAAUUCAUCACUAAUUAACGUUUACGCGGGGGUCGAGCAAUUCUUUUUCUUUUUAAAUUUUCAAUUUUCUGGUUCGGAUCGUUCAAGUUUAUUGUGUAGAAGAUCGGUAUCGAGCUCCCAUUAUUAUUUGGUUUAGUUUUAUAGCAAGUUUGAGUAAGUUUC
Messenger RNA from Abrus precatorius (Indian licorice), 5871 nucleotides. Its product is annotated as RNA helicase aquarius. The transcript is spliced from 13 exons. The record is from RefSeq and is a predicted model, not a curated record. Gene Ontology annotation, molecular function: mRNA binding; helicase activity. Gene Ontology annotation, biological process: mRNA splicing, via spliceosome. Lineage: Eukaryota; Viridiplantae; Streptophyta; Magnoliopsida; Fabales; Fabaceae. Gene Ontology annotation, cellular component: catalytic step 2 spliceosome. The coding region runs from base 214 to 4887 and encodes 1557 amino acids.